Psilocybe cubensis is the source of this 1272-nucleotide messenger RNA. RefSeq lists its product as uncharacterized. The transcript has 5 exons. The coding region runs from base 1 to 1272 and encodes 423 amino acids. NCBI's taxonomy places the organism in Eukaryota, Fungi, Basidiomycota, Agaricomycetes, Agaricales, Agrocybaceae. The record is from RefSeq and is a predicted model, not a curated record.
AUGCUCCCCAUUUUGCAGAGGUGGCAUCCAAAGAUGACACCCUACCGGCUCGUUGUGCUCUUGACGACAAUUGGGCUAGGUACGGCAAAGGCAAUCAUGGCUCAUUGUGGUAACUCUAUUGUUUCAACUACUCUGGAGUGGAUAUCAGGUGUCCUGUUGUUUCUGAUCCUUCAUGGGCUCAGUGGGUAUGACUCUUACCGUGUUCGUCUGCCACCUCAGAUUUCCUGGUUCUUUGAGUAUGACUGCGUGGAGUUUGCAUGGCGCAGACUUGCACAACUUCGUUGGCUGUCAAUCGCGGUUCCAGAGUAUAGCUCAGAUGAGAGAUUGUACCUUCACAUGCGCAAUCGAUACUCGAAGUAUCCUCCUGUGACACUAUAUAGGCUUUUGGUGUCUUUUACAGCUGUUUCGUUUGGGAUGACAAAGGCAUAUCUGAGCUACGCUGGCUUGAAUAUUGCUGCCACUUGGACUGACUGGCUUCUUGGAGUGGCUGCGACCACCUGUUUGUACGUUGUGGGGCUUUAUGAGUACAAUUCUGUCGAUAUGUGGCAUACGUUCUUUGUUGUUGAUCAGUCUCAUGCUAUAAUGUCAAUAUCGAAAGCGACAAUGUAUAUCGGAGGCAUCACCCUCUCAGCUGCGUGGUGCUUUGGAUGCCUCUACGGUAUACACAUCUAUUGGCGGGAUCCAUGGCUUAUCUUCGACGCUGUCAUUACCAACGGCAGAAAAUCUGAGGUAUCGAGCACAUUGACUCCGACGUUCAUCGAUGACAUCCAUAAUUUCUGUUUGCACCUCAUGAUGUCUGCAUUCAUUUUGGCUGCAUCAUCCGUGGGAAUAAAAUUUGGUGCUGCCUGCUAUGAUGAGGUGUGGUAUGUCGUAUAUGGCUCAUCCGUCCAUAUGCUAGCAAAGAGGGGGAGAGGAUACAUUCUCCGCAAGAUUGAAAGCAUUCUGUCAUCAUACUUGACCGUGACCACCCGACGGCGUGUACAGAGAGUGUUCUUCUCUUUGUGGGUGUGUGCUGGAAUUGCGAUGUAUCUUGUUGCCAUUGCGGGAGCUUUUGCAAUGUCGAUAGUCUGGUUUGGGUUCACCAUCCGGUUCCGCCACCGUCAACCAGCACCAGAAAGCGAAAAUGGAAGUGACAGUGCAGUCGCGAUAUUGAUACUCUAUAUAUUCUUGAUUUCUUCCAGUGGGGUCGGACUCCUGUGCGUGGGUCUUGCGUUGUAUUUUGCAAGGUCAAUGGUCAGGAUGAACUGGGCGAGGGAGUAUGCUCGGUAUUGA